AGAAAACCCUUUUUGUUUUGGGAAUCACCAUCAUAUGUAUAUAAACCUCCACUUGGUUUCCUAAUUCCCGAUCAUUCAAGCAAUACAAAUUUUAGAGUUUUCCUUGUUCUACUUUUCUUCUAACAUCAAUGAGGGCUACCAAGAACAUGACAAGUUCUUGCAAUGAAGAAGAGUUUGAUCAACUGAAAAGAGGGCCAUGGACACUUGAGGAGGACAAUCUUCUUAUCCGUUAUAUCACUUGUCAUGGUGAAGGCCGUUGGAAUUCGCUAGCAAAAUCUGCAGGAUUGAAAAGAACAGGAAAAAGUUGUAGAUUAAGAUGGUUGAAUUAUCUAAAACCAGAUACCAAGCGUGGAAAUCUCACACCACAAGAACAGCUCUUGAUCCUCGAACUCCAUUCAAAGUGGGGCAAUAGAUGGUCCAAAAUUGCCCAACACUUGCCGGGAAGAACCGAUAAUGAGAUCAAGAAUUACUGGAGAACAAGGGUACAGAAACAAGCUCGCCACCUUAAGAUCGACUGUAGUAGUAAGAGGUUUGUAGAAGCACUUCACCAAUUUUGGAUACCAAGGUUGCUUGAGAAAGUAGAGCAAACCUCAUCAUCAUCAUCAGCAUCAACUGCUUCUACUUCGACCAUGAAAACCGAACAAAACAAAUUAAGUCCUCAUUCACAAUCCGAACAGACCCUAUUUGCAGUAUCGUCUCCAACGACCAACCAAGGGUCUACUAACUCAAGAUCAAGCAUUCGUGCAUCAGAUUCUUCUGGGAAAAUGUUGCCACAGCUUCCUGAAAUGUCACAACUUUAUGAGGACACUGCCUUCCAUGACUCAUCGCUCCAACACGAUGACUGUUAUAAUGUGGAUAUAGGGAGUUUUGACAUGAUGGGCUUUGGGCAGGCGGAUGACAUGUCAGCCUUGAACUUCCAGAUGACAGAUACUGAUUGGAUAGCCAGUGGUGGCAUGGCAACAGACACAUACUGGAACAUGGACGAGUUAUGGCAAUUCAGAAAAUAGAUAAUAAUAUUGACCUUGAUAUCUGUCGUCAAAUGGUCUUAAUUAAUCUCUCUCAAGUAAUUUCUAAUUAUGGAAGAGUUGAUAGUUUAUACGUAGAUAGGACCUCGUUUUAAGAGAGUCCCAAAGUCUCUAAUCUUACAAGCAGAAGUGUAUAUGGUGAAGUAAUACGUUUAUUAUGCUCUUCGGUAUAGCAUAAAGUUGCAAUUGGUGUCUAUUGUUAAUGUCAAUUUUUUUCCUUCCAUUUGUCCACUUGUUUUAAGGAUCCAUCAUAACGCAGUUUCAUAAAUCCCUAU
Molecule: messenger RNA, 1300 nt
Organism: Lactuca virosa
Lineage: Eukaryota; Viridiplantae; Streptophyta; Magnoliopsida; Asterales; Asteraceae
Source: the annotation of a GenBank genome assembly